Messenger RNA from Nylanderia fulva, 3573 nucleotides. RefSeq names its product inactive tyrosine-protein kinase Dnt. The record is from RefSeq and is a predicted model, not a curated record. NCBI's taxonomy places the organism in Eukaryota, Metazoa, Arthropoda, Insecta, Hymenoptera, Formicidae. Gene Ontology annotation, biological process: positive regulation of phosphatidylinositol 3-kinase/protein kinase B signal transduction; axonogenesis; cell surface receptor protein tyrosine kinase signaling pathway. Gene Ontology annotation, molecular function: protein tyrosine kinase activity; ATP binding. Gene Ontology annotation, cellular component: plasma membrane; signaling receptor complex.
UCAAAUACUUAAAAUACUGAUAUACAGACUACAUCGAAUAUGAUUUGUUGAAAACGUAUAUUAAGAUUUGGCGAGAUUUCUAUAGGAACGAAAGAGGAAGUUUCUUGGAUAUUUAUUUUUUAAUUUCAACUCGUGCAUUUCUUGAUUUAGAAUGUAUAAUCUCGCUCUAUAAAACGUGCGCGGAGCAUAUAUAUUAUUUAUUACUUAAAGUAUAUACAAAGUAGAUAAAAAUGCAACUAUAAAAGCAACAGGUGCAACACCGCUGCAUCGCCGCGGUAGAUGACGCGUGAAAUUGGCCGCACGAUUGUUGAAUUCUCUCCCGCCAUUCGUACGUUCCGCUAAUUUUCGAGCCGUCUCGAGUGCCGCGUGAUAUAGUUUCGUGUGUUUUUCGCAUUUACUUUUCCGUCGUAAUGUAAUGAAACUCGCGACGCGUACGUAGAUUAAUAUCGGGAGUGUCGUAAAAAAUGUCGCGCGUUGUGAUAGUUAGUGAUCGUAAUUGACCGCGUUCCCGCGAGUAUAGAUUACGUGAGUGUUGUAAAGAAGCAGCUUGAGAAAAUAAGGGAGAGAGAGAGAGAGAGAGAGAAAGAAAGAGCAGGAGGAAACCAACGAACGAUGAAGCUAUCAUGAGGACUCGAGGCUGAGUUGUACUACGUGCGGGAAGGGGUGGUCAACACGUACGCGAUGAAUUUCGUCGUUCCUGUGCCGGCGAACAUAGCGGACCUAGAAUUUUCAUGGCAGAGUCUCGUAGAACACCCGUUAUCGUAUUCCAUGGAGCUGGAUUAUGACGUAGUGGGAGUGCUGGGUGGACCGUCCUCCGGGAUGAUGGCGUUGCUGCCACCGAGAGUGAACGUCUCCGCGAGAGGCGAGAUUCCAGUCACUCUGCAAGUCUUCAGGAUCAGAUUGCCCUGCUCGGGGAUCGUUAGCGCCGAAAUUCCUCUCGCGCUGAGGUUGAAUGUCACCGCGCCGCCCGGCACUCGGUACAAUGACACUAUCUUGGUGUUCAAGAGGAACAAGAUUUGCUUGAAAGGUGUCGAGACGCCUCCCAGCAACGAUUCGGUGCGUCUGGAGCCCGAUCCGCUCAUGAACGGUGCCGGUGCGCUUUACGUCGCAGCUACUUGUGCCUGCGCUUUAAUUCUAGUUGUCGGCAGCGUCGCCAGUGCGUUGUACAUUCGCAACAGCAAGGCUCGCGUUCAAGAAUCGCAGAAAACUCUGCCCUGCUGCAGUUACUCGGCGGCUGACACCGGCGGCCUGGCGAGAAGUUCCGUCUUGGUUAGAGUCGACCCGCGGCCCGGAAGCGCGAAUUCCGGAAGUUACGCCACCAUCGCCGACCUCGAGCCGCUGUACGCGAGGCCGUGCGGUUCCAGAGCGAGUUACUACGCGGCGAGCCAUGUGACGCAUCUGAGCCAGUCAACCGAUCCGUGUGAAAAGGCCAGAGCACUCGCGAUAUCGAGAUCGGCAUUGUAUUGUCGUACUCUCGUGCAGGAGGGUACUUUUGGUCGUGUAUACAAAGGAACUUUGGAAUUGGCUGGACGGGAACAGGAAGUCAUCAUAAAAACUGUCACAGAAGUUGCAUCCGCUUACCAGGCGUCUCUUUUGGUGGUGGAGGGUUCGCAACUGGCUGGAUUAGUUCACUCAAACAUUGCCUCUUUGGCGGCUGCUUGCCUGGACAGUUCGUGUCCCUUGUUGGCUUACACAAGCACAUGCGGUGAACUAAACCUAAAGGUCUAUCUUACCGAUGGAAAUCAUCAUCCGGUGACUAGAGAUUUGGUACACGUUGGCGCACAAGUUGCUAGAGCCGGAGCGUUUCUUCACGGCCGAGGAUUAUUACAUAGGGAUAUCGCUGCCAGAAAUUGUCUGAUCGAACCGAGCAGCCUUCGCGUGAGAUUGGCUGACGCUGCCCUGGCUCGAGAUCUCUUCCCUCAGGACUACCAUUGUCUCGGUGAUAACGAGAACCGACCUAUACGCUGGAUGGCUUUGGAGAGUCUCCAGCGCAAUGAGUACAGCACGGCAACUGACGUGUGGUCGUUCGGAGUUUUCUUAUGGGAAUUGGCGACACUAGGUCAACAACCAUAUUUAGAGGUCGAUCCAUUCGAAAUGAUGGCGUGUCUUCGAGACGGAUAUCGCCUCGCACAGCCACGACCUUGUCCUGACGAACUCUUCGCCUGCAUGGAAGCUUGUUGGCUCGGUCCAGCCAGGGAUAGACCAACUAUGCCUCAGUUGCUCGCAUACCUUCAAGACUUUCAUGACGCUUUAGGUGGAUUCAUCUAAAGUGUCUGUCCGCAUAUGACUCAUCGACAGCGUACAAUCUAUCGGUUCAGAUUUACGCUGUGCACACACGGCCGAUUAAAUAAUUCAUUUGAAUCGCAUCGGUGAUUGAGAGUCGCCAAGAUAAGUGAAGUGAAGGCUAUAGCAAUCCGAAAAGCCGUAACGUCGAAAGUACGUCCACUAAGUUUGUAAUCAAAUUGAAGGUCUGAAGAGAGAAAUAGAAUCAAAUUCAAGGAAUUGAACGUCACUGCCCAUUUACGACUGAUCCUAAUAAUAGUAUAUCAAUAUACAAGUAUUUAUACUGUUUAUCAGCUGAUCAGCAAUCAAAAUAAAAUAUUAUCGGCAUUUAAUCGGUAAGAGAACUCACAAAGGAAGACUAAUAUAAUCGGCACGGAUAUAUCCGUCCAUAGUAAUUAGAACGUGUCUCGUAUUUGGACGAUUCAUACGCAAAAUGCGUUAUUUUUCGAAAGAGUUAUCAUUAAAUGAUUAAAUGAUUUAAUGAGUUAUCAAAAAUUAUUAAAACAUCUUUUAUUUCUUCAUGAAAACAUUUUAGCCGCGUAGAACAAAUUUUAUUGGCCGUUUAAUCGAAUAGAUUAAAUGCGCGAAUUUGAGGUCGUCAAAUAUUCAAGUAUUUUUCAUUUAAUUAAAGUAUAUAUUUUAUAUCUGCUCUGUCUCGCUAUUUUAUCUUAUGAUGAAUGUAUAUCUGUUAUAUGAAUUAUAUAAAAACUUUCCACAUAUAUAAUGCAUACACAGGGCAGUUCAUAAAAUAGCUUGUCAAGAGAGAAGUUGAAAAUCCUUUCUACAAUAAUAUUCUCCCUGGUAAUUUCAUUUUAUUUGGUUAAAUUUAUUCGAAUGUAUCUUGCAAAGAUCGUUACAGUUCGCAGACGCGGUCUUUUGCUUUAAUCAUGAAAAUGCGCAGUCUCUCCGCGUACAGAAGGUACGCCUGCGGCGUGGCAAUUCUUUAUCCUUUUGAUGCAGUUGUAACGCGGGAUUCAGGCGACUGUGUGAAUGAAAAUGUCACUCCUUCAAACCGUAUUCAUUAGCGUUUGUAAAUACAUGGCCGUCUUAACGCGUACAUACCACGAAUCACUUAAUUCCCAUGGCGAAAGCCAUGCAUUCAAUUCCAAUGAGAAAGCUCGCUGAUUCUUUUUGAGCAUAUUGACUGAGGACGCGAAAAUGAAAUAACGCAAAGCAGCAUUCAAACAGAACAGAGUAAAUUUCUAGUUGCGAGAAAUGCAUUGCAAGUAUACGCUUUUAUUCGUAAAAUAUUCAUAUAUAUACAAGGUGUCCGGUAACUAACGGACCAAC